Messenger RNA from Chelonoidis abingdonii (Abingdon island giant tortoise), 1443 nucleotides. RefSeq lists its product as uncharacterized. The record is from RefSeq and is a predicted model, not a curated record. Gene Ontology annotation, cellular component: PcG protein complex; chromatin; transcription regulator complex. Gene Ontology annotation, biological process: regulation of transcription by RNA polymerase II. NCBI's taxonomy places the organism in Eukaryota, Metazoa, Chordata, Testudines, Testudinidae. Gene Ontology annotation, molecular function: DNA-binding transcription factor activity, RNA polymerase II-specific; RNA polymerase II cis-regulatory region sequence-specific DNA binding.
GACCUCGCUGGGGUUUCCAGUUUCCAAACCCUCUGUGAUCUCCCAGCUGGAAGGAGGGGAAGAGCCGUGGGUCCUGGAUCUCCCUGGUUCAGAGGAAAGUGAGAUCCCGAGAAGUCCCUGCACAGCAGGUGAUGGGGUGGUGAGGGAGAAUGAGGAGCAGAAUCCUCACCAGGAAGAUGCUGAGCUAGCCCGAGCAGAUGGGGAAUUACUGCAAAGAUCCAAAGGGAAUGUGUCCAGGUGCCAUGAGCUGGGAAAAGCUGGUGAAAGUUACCACAGACCAGAGAGAGAGCAGGGAAACCACUCAGAGGAUAGAGUGGAUGAACCCAUUAAUUGUCAGGGAACUCACAAGGAUUUCAAGGAAACUACAUCCCAGGAGAAAAUCCUCAUGGAAAAGAGAGAGAAUACAUGCAGUGAGUGUGGGAAAAACUUCAAUUACCGCUCAGCCCUUAUUCGACAUGAGAUAAUCCACACGAAAGAGAGACCCUACGAAUGCUAUGAGUGUGGGAAAAGCUUCAGUCAUACCUCAGCCCUUAUUAGACAUCACCGAAUACACAGAGGAGAUAGACCUUAUAAAUGCUGUGAGUGCGGGAAAAGCUUCACUCAGAGCUCAGACCUUUCUGCCCAUCAGAGAAUCCAUACAGGGGAGAGACCCUAUGAAUGCAGGGAGUGCGGGAAAAGCUUCAAUCAUCGUUCAGCCCUUAUCUCUCAUCAGAGAAUUCACACCGGAGAGCGACCUUACGAAUGCUGUGAGUGCAGGAUAAGUUUCACUCAGAGAUCAGCCCUUCUCUCUCAUCACAGAAUCCACACAGGAGAGCGACCCUACACAUGCUCUGAGUGUGGGAAAAGCUUCACUCGAAGCUCAAACCUUACUACGCAUCAGAGGAUCCACACAGGAGAGAGACCCUAUGAAUGCAGCGAGUGCGGGAAAAGUUUCACUGACAUCUCCUCCCUUAUCUCUCAUCAGAGAAUCCACACGGGAGAGAAACCCUAUGAAUGUUGUGAGUGUGGGAAAAGCUUCUCUCAGAGCUCAACCCUUAUUACACAUCACAGAAUCCACACAGGACACAGACCCUAUGAAUGCUGCGAGUGUGGGAAAAGCUUCUCUCAGAGCUCAGGCCUUCUCUAUCAUCAGAGAAUCCGUAAAGGAGAUAAACGCCAUAAAAACCUUCUCUAGAGCUGUCAGAAGAUUUUUUUUCUAAAUUAUUUUGAGAGUUCCCAGGUAGUGACUGCUAAGGAUGCCUGCAUCUUUUGCACACUGUAGUCCCUUAGCUCACACACAUGAGUUGCCCACUUUUGAAGCUCGCCCGUCUUUGGGGUGGAUCCUGUGGUUCUUUCUGUCAACUCCAUUGUCCUUCAAGUCAUGGGAGCGGGUGUCCUUUCUACCAGGAAUGUCCAUCACCCCAAGUGAAGGAGAUGGGGGUGUCUUCAGCCAGUUACAUCAAG